AUGAAGAGCGAGAAACGCACCGUCGCCACCUCCACGACCGUCCCGGUCCACCCUCAUACCGACCACCACCAUCCCGGCCUGUCCGAGCUGCGCCAUGCGGACGACGAGCUCCUCGCCCACCUGGGCUACAAGUCCGAGUUCAGGCGCGAGUUCUCCUUGAUCGAGACCAUCGCGUUCGCGUUCUCCAUCAUGGGUGUCAUCGCGUCCGUCUCCUCCACCUUCUCCUUCCCGCUAGAGUCCGGCGGACACGUCGGGAUGGUAUUCGGAUGGCUCAUACCCUCCAUCUUCGUCAUGACCGUCGCCCUCUCCAUGGCCGAGCUCGCAUCCUCCAUGCCGACGAGCGCCGGCCUAUACUACUUUUCUGCGAAGCUCGCCCCGCCAAGGUACUCCGCGCUCGCGAGCUGGAUCACCGGCUGGGCCAACAUCACUGGCCAGGUCACGCUCGUCUGUUCCAUCGACUUCACCUGCGCGCAGAUGAUUACCAGCGCCCUCGCAGUCGGCUCCGACGGCGCCAUCGUCCUCGGCGCCGGCCCGACCUACGGCAUCCUCCUCGCCAUCCUCUUCGUCCAUGCCAUGGUCUGCUCCGCCGCGACCAACGUCCUCGCCCGCCUCAACCUCUUCUAUGUGAUUGUGAAUGGCGAGUGGUGUGCAGUCGGCACGAGCGUCGCCGCCAUCGUCGCGCUGCUGGUGUGCUCGGGGGAUAGCAAGGUGUCUACGAAGGACGCGUUCACAAAGUUCGAGAACAACACGGGCUGGGCCAACAGCGGAUGGGCAUUCCUCCUCGCGUUCACCGCGCCCAUGUGGACGCUGACCGGAUACGACUCGGCAGCCCACAUCGCUGAAGAGACCGCCGGCGCCGCACGCGCAGCCCCCAUAGCCAUCCUCGUCGGCGUCGGCGCAACCGCUUCCCUCGGCUGGAUCCUCUUCAUCGCCGCCUCCUUCGCGACCACCUCCGUCUCCGACCUCCUCAGCACCACACUCCCCCUCCCGAUGGCCCAGCUCUUCCUCAACGUCCUCGGCAAGCACGGCAUGCUCGCCAUAUGGAGCUUCAUCAUCGUCGUCCAGUUCGUCACCGGCGCCGCGCAGGGCGUCGACGCGAGCCGCGUCGUCUUCGCGUUCGCGCGCGACAACGCGCUCCCUGGCAGCAGGUGGUGGAAGAAGAUGAAUGGCUACACCCAGACCCCUGUCAAUGCGGUCUGGCUGGUCAUGGUCCUCGCGGGGAUCUGCGGCCUGCUGGGCUUUUCGGAGACGGCGCUGUCGUCGCUUGCUGGCGCGUCCGUGAUAGGCCUGUACACCUCGUACGUCACGCCCAUCUUCCUACGCAUCACGUCCGGCAGGAACAGGCUGGUGCCGGGUCCGUUUACGCUGGGCAAAUGGUACUUGCCUGUGGGUACCAUUGCGUGCGCGUGGGUCGCCUUUAUCAUCGUCCUGCUCCUCUUCCCGCCCGAGUCGAAUCCGACGGCUGACACAAUGAACUACGCCGUCAUCAUCAUCAUGGCCGUCUUUAUCUUUGCCAGCGUGUCCUGGAUUGUGUCUGCGCGCAAGUGGUUCACGGGUCCGGUGUCGACGGUGGAAAGUGCGACAUCGACAUACGACGAGAAACAGCAGUAG
Rhodofomes roseus is the source of this 1611-nucleotide messenger RNA. RefSeq names its product amino acid transporter. Gene Ontology annotation, molecular function: transmembrane transporter activity. Gene Ontology annotation, biological process: transmembrane transport. The transcript has 10 exons. The coding region runs from base 1 to 1611 and encodes 536 amino acids. The record is from RefSeq and is a predicted model, not a curated record. Lineage: Eukaryota; Fungi; Basidiomycota; Agaricomycetes; Polyporales; Fomitopsidaceae. Gene Ontology annotation, cellular component: membrane.